Messenger RNA from Racocetra fulgida, 1996 nucleotides. Lineage: Eukaryota; Fungi; Glomeromycota; Glomeromycetes; Diversisporales; Gigasporaceae. The record is from the annotation of a GenBank genome assembly.
AUGGAACGAAACGAAGAAGAGCUACCUGUAGCUACGAGUACUUCUCCUCGUAACAGAUCUUACAACUCGGGUCAACCGUCAUAUUCUGCUUCUCCUGGAAAGAUCCGUAAUCAAACAAUUGCUCUUGGUGAUGUCGAUAGAAGAAAGGAUUCUCCUCCCGGUGAAUUAUCCGCUGCUGGCCAAAGCAAUUUAUCUUUGCUUCUUCAAAAAACUCCUUCUCCACCUAAAGAAACAUCUCAUAAAACUACUACUGCUGAUGGCGCCCAAGAUUCAAUUCCUCCAACAAUAAACGUUGUAUCUAAUGAUUCUCCAAAUUCUGAGUACUUUGAUCCUAGAAAUGAAUCAAGACCAUUGCUUGAAACUUUUCCUCACAAUUACGGAAAUUGGUUACCUUCUGAUGAUCCAUUAUCUAUGGAAGAUCGUUCUUUCGUUGAAAAAGUUUACGAUUGGUUACCUUGCACUGGUGAUAACCGAUAUGAACGACGAAGACCAAGUUUUAGAUGUACCCCUGAAAAUAUUUUCCGCCAGGUAAUUCUUAAUCCCAUCUCCUACAUACCUGCCGUUAUUCUGGGACUUUUGUUGAACCUGUUAGAUGCUAUAUCUUAUGGAAUUUUACAUGUACCAAUAAAUGUUCCAGCUUUGGGUGUAUCACUUAAUGAAGAUAAUGUGGAUACCAACCGUGAAUUGGUUGCUCAUGGUAUAUCAAACAUUGCAUCCGGAUUAUGUGGCAGUGUUCAAAAUUAUUUGGUGUAUACUAAUUCUGUAUUAUUCAUUAAAUCUGGUGGUGAUAGUCGCGUUGCCGGGUUAAUGCUUGCUGCUGGAACUGCGGUUAUUCUUUUUGUUGGCCCCUGGAUUGUUGGUUACAUCCCAGUAAUGGUAGUUGGUGCUCUUAUUUUUCACCUUGGAUUAGACUUAUUAAAAGAGGCUUUGGUCGAUACUUGGGGAAUUGUCAAUCGCAUGGAAUAUUUUACUAUUGUUGCCAUUGUUGUUGCUAUGGGUUCUCUUGGUUUUAUUGAAGGAAUUUUCUUAGGAAUUAUAAUGGCAUGCAUAUUUUUUGUGGUUUCAAACUCUCGCAAGAGUGCGAUACGUGCUACCUUUUCAGGAAGUUCGAUUUCAUCUACUGUUAGGCGUCGUUAUCGUCAACAAAAGUUUCUUAAAUAUGUUGGUAAUCAAAUUUAUGCAAUCAAACUCCAAGGUUAUUUGUUUUUCGGAACAAUUAGUGGUGUAGAAAAAGAAAUUCGAAGAAUAUUAACUUAUAGUGAAUGGAGAAGAAAUCCAAUUCGUUUUCUGAUUCUGGACUUUAAUCUCGUUAGUGGUUUGGAUUUCAGUGCUGCAGAAGCAUUUUUCAGAAUUCAAAGGCUUUUACAAGUUAAAAAAGUUUAUCUAGUAUUUUGCGGUGCAUCUUAUAAUUCUGAAGUGGGAAAGGCUCUUAGAGCUAUUGGUUUGUGGAGAGAUGAACCACAUAAUUCUGAUAAUUCUUUACUUAUUUAUGAAAACUUUAAUGAGUCACUUGAACAUUGUGAGAAUAUGUUACUACAAGCAUACUAUGAAAGUGUAUCCUCAUUAAUUACAAAUCAGGAUGCUAACCCUAAUCCUAAUACUAAACGCCCUAGUAAACCUACAAGCGUUCUCAUGGAUGCAUUCCAAGAUAUGACGGACAUGAAAGAUGAAUAUUUAGACAAAUUUUUCAGUCGUAUUGCACCAUACUUUCACGAAGAAGAUGUCCCUGCUGGGGCGACACUUUGGUCUCAAGGAGAUAAACCGGAUUGUCUUUACCUUGUUGAAAGUGGUUUACUUCGUGCUACGUGGCGUGCAACAGAAGGUGAUCCUUCUCGACCUGUUGAAACCAUCUUACCAGGUACUAUGGCCGGUGAAAUAGGUUUCUUUACAGAAAGGAAAAGAGAUGCUACUUUGGUUGCAGAAAGUCAUUGUAUCUUAUGGAAGAUGAAAAAAUCAGACUUUGAUGAUUUACUUGAAAAAGAUCCGGACGCUGCAA